Molecule: messenger RNA, 6805 nt
Organism: Aphis gossypii (cotton aphid)
Lineage: Eukaryota; Metazoa; Arthropoda; Insecta; Hemiptera; Aphididae
Product: ecdysone receptor-like
Exons: 8
Coding region: 1454-3082 (542 amino acids)
Biological process (GO): positive regulation of transcription by RNA polymerase II; negative regulation of transcription by RNA polymerase II; ecdysone receptor signaling pathway
Cellular component (GO): nucleus
Molecular function (GO): ecdysone binding; RNA polymerase II cis-regulatory region sequence-specific DNA binding; zinc ion binding
Source: RefSeq, a predicted model, not a curated record
UACGAGUUUGUAUUAUGCAUUUACUUUUUCUUAAAACAUGUUUUACGUGUAAUAUAAAAAUCACUAUUACUAUUUGGCCUGUCAUGGAAUAAAAAUAAAAUACAUCAUGACGUUCUACGAUAAUUUCUCGAGAAAAAUUGACGGAAACGAAGAUCAUCCACUUAUUGGUAUCUACUUUUUUUUAAUUAUGUACAAAAUGAAACAACGAUUUUCCUAUACGACAACAGUCGUGCGGCGUCGAUGUAGGUAGUAAAUUAUUCUCUCCACACACGUCGUAGUAAUAACCGUAUCGUAAAAUACUGUGACGCGGAUAGGAUGGACGGAUAGUGCGUGUAUAGGGUAAUUCGUAAGAAUUUAAAGUGCAUCUCAACAAUAUAUAAUAAAUAAUAAUUUAUAUUAUAACGGGUUACUGAUUGGACGCAUUAUUUACAUUUUGAGAUUAUGUAUACUACGUGUGCUGUUCAGUGUUGUGACAAACACUAUUUAUAAUACUACGACUUCGGGUUCGCUGGUUUCGGAUGUAUACAAACGAUAAAUAAAAAAAACGUUUUUAAACGUCGACGUCGCUGCCUCUGCCUGUGCCGCCGCGGAGAGAGUACUACUUUCACUUGAAAACGUCGUAUAGCCGAGAGAGUGUAUUCUCUCUCGUGUGCCGUAAUAUCAACGUAAGACCGUAGAAACGUUUGUAAAUGUUUUCUUGGUUUUUGGUCGAUUCACUCGUCGUGUUUUUUACUUACUCGAAACAUUACGAGUUUACGACAUUAUAGGUAGUAUUUUAUUAUUGUGCUUUAUACACGGUCGUACGCUGUCGCGGUAUAAUAAUAAUAAUACAGUCUUGAUAUAGUCGUCGUCGUUCGUGUGAUUGUGGUGGGAGUGGUGGAGGUGUAUUAAGCGGGCGGGCGGGCGCAAAGUGUUGGCCCUGAACUUAUCCCCACCCGAUGGUCGUGACGACUACGGCGGCGGCACUCGCGUGUUGUGUUGAUAUCGGAGGCCAAUGCCGCCGCCGCCCGGACGUCGCACUCUCUCUCACCUGCAGCCGCCAGUUCAAGUUCAUCGUUCCGGCAGUGUCAUCCCGUCGCGCGUUCAAGUCUCCUCUCGUCGUCGUUGUCUCGGCCGUCGCGUGUUAUUUUUUUAUCUUCGAUACUUUUUAUCAGUUUUAUAAACUUUUCGAUAUUAGAUUGUUCGUUUUUGAAACGUGUGUGCAUUUAAAUUUUGUGUCUGUAUACGUCGAGUUUGACUAACGUUUUUGGGUUACUGUUCGGUGUUAAGUUUAUUUCGUUUUCGUUGUUACAUGUCGUCCCGCUUGCGGGCGGCUCGCUGUACGAGAAGUACAGCUACUACUAUCCCGGUUGUUUGGUCGUACUUCCGCGGUCGACCUCGCAGUCACGAUCUACGGCCCUUAGUCGGCCGUGCCUCCGCUGUUAUUCACAUGUAAACCAACCGACUCGGCGACAUGUUGCGACUCGCGUCGCAGAACGAUGGGGCUAUGACUUCGUCGUCCGAAGUCACUUCAUCGUCAUCGUCCUCGUCGUCGGCGGCUGCUUCUGCCGGGUUCUCGGCCACCAGCAUGUUUAUCAACGCAUUCUUCAGCACCAACAUCAACAGCCCGAUGACCCGGGAGAGCUUCGAGUUUCUGCAGGACCUCGACGACAGUUUCGGUGAACAGCCCACUUACACCACCCAUCAGCAGCGGUAUCACCAGGACACCAUCAUGAACCGGUUCAUGACACAGCACAACAACAAUUCGUCCACCGUCCCAGUGAUAACAACAGUCAAAGAGGAGUUGUCUCCCCCGAACAGCCUGUCGGGAGUCAGCAGCCACUCGGAUGGGUUGAAAAAGAAGAAACUCAACCACGCGCCCUCAACCGGCGCCGUAAACACCGCGGCAUCGGGUCCCGGUGGCGGCGUUGGCGUAGGCGGAAAUGUGCUGAACAACCGACCUCCCGAAGAACUGUGCCUGGUAUGCGGCGACCGAUCGUCCGGUUACCAUUACAACGCUCUCACGUGCGAGGGAUGCAAGGGGUUCUUCCGGAGGAGUAUUACCAAGAACGCUGUGUACCAAUGCAAGUACGGAAACAACUGCGAAAUCGACAUGUACAUGAGGCGGAAGUGCCAGGAGUGCCGGCUGAAAAAAUGCCUGACCGUUGGCAUGAGGCCUGAAUGUGUUGUACCAGAAGUUCAAUGUGCUGUAAAAAGAAAGGAGAAAAAAGCUCAACGAGAAAAAGAUAAACCAAAUUCUACUACAGAUAUUUCUCCCGAAAUCAUAAAAAUAGAACCUACAGAGAUGAAGAUUGAAUGCGGUGAACCAAUGAUAAUGGGCACACCUAUGCCGACUGUACCUAAUGUAAAACCACUGAGUUCUGAACAAAAAGAACUAAUUCACCGACUAGUCUAUUUCCAGGAUCAGUAUGAAGCUCCUAGUGAAAAAGACAUGAAACGUUUAACAAUAAAUAAUCAAAAUAUGGAUGAAUACGAUGAAGAAAAACAAAGUGACACGACGUAUCGAAUCAUCACUGAGAUGACUAUACUCACAGUUCAACUGAUUGUUGAGUUUGCCAAACGAUUACCAGGUUUUGAUAAACUCGUUAGAGAAGAUCAGAUCACUUUACUCAAGGCUUGCUCAAGUGAAGCUAUGAUGUUCAGGGUAGCUAGGAAAUAUGACAUCACCACUGACUCAAUAGUGUUUGCUAACAACCAGCCAUUUUCAGCAGAUUCGUAUAACAAAGCUGGGUUGGGAGAUGCCAUUGAAAACCAACUGUCGUUCAGUCGGUUUAUGUACAACAUGAAGGUGGAUAAUGCAGAAUAUGCUUUAUUGACUGCCAUUGUCAUAUUUUCAAGUAGGCCAGGUUUACUAGAUGGUUGGAAAGUGGAAAAAAUUCAAGAGAUCUACCUAGAGUCUUUAAAGGCUUAUGUAGAUAAUCGAGAUCGUGAUACAGCAACUGUCAGAUAUGCACGACUUCUCUCAGUACUUACUGAGUUGCGCACAUUGGGCAAUGAAAACUCUGAGCUAUGUAUGACACUGAAACUGAAAAACAGAGUAGUACCUCCAUUCUUGGCCGAAAUAUGGGAUGUCAUGCCAUAGUAAAUUGCUUCAGCUAGUUACCUUGUACCUUGUCACACCAUUAGUGUUACUUGGUAUUAUUUUGAAGACUGUCAAUAUUUUUUGUUAGUUCAGACCCCUGACAACCACUUGGCAAAUAUGUGUAGCUCUGAACAUCAAUUUGACUAUUUGUUCUACUUCUUGGAUGACUAUUUAAAAUACAGUUUACUAAUCUUAAUAAUAAUGACAUAUUGAACAUUAAAUAUCUAUCUAUCAUGUCAGGUAAUAAUAUUAGUUUACGUGUUGUCUUAAAUAUGCUUAAAAAUAGCUGAAUAUUUAAAGUUUGAAACUGUAGGUAAAUUAGGAGUUGUUUUUAAACACAAGGUGUAUAGGAAAAUGUUAGCACUCUUAGAUUUUGUAUUAGUAUGUUUGAAUUCACUCCUAAAUUAAGACAUAGUACUGUUAAACAGAAUUUGUUUUUAACUAAGAAUUUUUAACUAUGAGGGUGCUAUAUUGUUUCUCUGUUAUCCUCGUGUGGUUUUUGAGACUGUAUGUUUUGUACCUGCGUGUUGGAUUUUUUCUUUUUAAAAUUAUAUAUAUUAUAUAUAUUUAUCAAUAAGCCAAUUAAUUUUAUUAUAACAAAUUUAUAUGAAUAUAUUUUUUUUUUUUUUUAUAUAUGAAAUGUAAGAAACAUCAUUUCUAUUCGCGAAACUGUGAUAUUAGUUUUUAAUAAAUUGUAUAUGAUAAAAAAUAUAUUGUGUAUACUAACAUCUAUUAGUUAAUAAUCAUAGGACGUUUGAUGUAAACGUGUACAAACAUAGGUUCAGGGCUUUAGGUAAAUGUGGCACUCUUUUAUGUACAUAAUUAUAAUAUUAUUAUUUUUUUAUUACUUAUUAUUGUUAUGCUUUCAAAACCUAAAUAAGCAAUUCUGUUAAUGGAAAGUAUUUUAUUGCAAGUGUAUUUAAUUACAAAAUAUUAGAAACAGUUUUGAUUAGAUGAAAUUUUAUAUAUUUUAAGUACAAAAACAAAAUUACAAAUAGGAAAUUAAAAUAGCUAUUAUUAAUGUGUGUUUGUGUGUGUAUUGAGAUGAAGACUGUAAACAUCAACGUUUAGAUAUUUAUAUUAUUUUAUUAUUAUUAAUAUUUUAGACCAAUUGUCUUCUAAUUGCUUUACUGAUUUCUUUUUUAAUGAUCAAUAACUUUUAGGCCGGUUAUCGUUUUCCUUUUUAUUUAUUAUUUUUGUUUUCAUUUAACAUUAAUUCAGAACAUUUUUGGUAUGGUUCAAUAGCUUUAAAGAUAGCUUUUAAAAUUACAAUUUUAGUAUGAUAAAUACUUAUAAAUUUUCCUUUAUCCUGAUAACCAUAUAUUUUAUUCUUUUUUUUAUGUUGUUUUUUGUUAUUGUCAUUAAAACCAAAUUGAUGUGUCCUACCAGUGCAAUAGUUAUCAAGUUUAUUAAAUGUUGUCCAUAGUUUUGUUUUCAUAGAAAAUUAAUUAUCUGGUGGUAUAUGAUUAUAUGUAUUAAUAAAAUACCAAUUUUUCUUGGGUCAUAAGUGUAAUUGUUUGUUUUUAAGUAGAUGGAAUAAUUAUAAUAUUUGUAAAUUAGAGUGUACUGGGUGUUAUUUUCAAUUAUUAUUACUACCUAUUAAAGAACAGUUAUUUAUUACAAGUUAUAGUUUGAACUUAAGAUCAGAAUAGAUAAUUUUUGCCUUUUAUUUUCUUUCUCCAUCUACAUAUUUUUAUGAAUCAUAAUUAUUUUUUUUUUUUUUAAAUAACAUUCAAGUACACUCUAAAACAUUGUCUACUAGUUGAAGGUACCCAUUGUUAUGUUUCCUCAAUUUAGUAAUUUAUUUUAAAAACAUCAAUAAAUUAGAAUACUGAGAUAAAUAGGUAAUGUGUUAUAAAUAAGCUCUUUAUCAACCGAUUCAAUUUGAAAAUUCCUACCUGAUUUAUGAUAUUUUUAAGAGAUAAAUAGUUUAUAUAAUUUUUAGAUGAAAUGAUGUUUUUUACAUUCUAUUUAUUUGAGUUGAUAUCUUUAGUAAAAACAAUUUCAUUCAUAAACGCAGAAAAACCCGUCACUUGUCAGUUUUAAUACAAUUAUAUAUUUAUAAUGUUAUGUACAUUUUUAUGAUUACUUUUGUGCAAAUGUUAAUUCUUAGGAAAUUGAGUGUAAUUUUAAUAUUUUUUUUUUUUGUAAAGAAUUUUUUUUAAAAAAAAAAUACCAUUGAAAAAUGAUCUUGUUCUUUUUUUUUAUAGAUAUAAGAAUGUGUAUUGUCAUAAAAAUAUUAUUUUGACCAUAGAAAAUAUAAAAAUCCAAUGUUAAUAAUUAUGUGUUACAUACAACAGCCUCACAUUUGUUUUAAAAUCUCCGUUAUUAUAUUUUUGAUAAAAUAAUAAUGAAUUCAAUUUGUACUUCAUCAGAAUAUAUUUGUUUAAUAUAAGUUUAAAAAGUGGCCUUAAUUUGUAGCUAGUACCAAAAGGUCAAACACUAAACUCUUAUGUUUAAGAGAUUAUGAUCACCGUUGUGAAUUGCAUUAUGCACCAAUGACACUGUUUAUGUUUAAAAUGUAAAACUCGUUUGACCUUGCAAGUACUGGCAACUUUGGAGUGUACCGUUUAAUUUUAUCAUAUUGAUGUAAAAAUAAAUUAAAAAUAUUUCAACGAGUUAAUUAAAAAAUAGACUUUUUAUCACGCGUAGGAUUUCUAAAUACACUGCCCUUCGAAACAACUAUGCCGUAUUUCAGCGCACUUGUGCAGUUAAAUCUCACAUGCCACUGCCAUUUUUUCUUUUUAUACUUAAAAAAAAAAAAAAAAUACAUAAAAUAAUUCGAUUUUAUUAGAAACGUUUGAUAUUGUCUCAAGUAACACGUUAAUACUCUUUCAACUGUGUAUCAUUGUAUGUAAUCCGUGGUUUUAUUUAAAACGCUAAUAAUCCGGAUAAAAAAAAAAAAAAAAACUGUUUUACAAAUAUAAACAGUGAUUAGAAUUUUUUGUACUUUUUGUUUUUAUAUUAUAUUUUUUACAUGUAUAUAAAUACGUCAAGUACAUUUUUUAGUUGCGCUUUUUUACGACAUUUUGAUAUUAGCUACAAUUCGGUUUUACAUAGUGAUAAAUUAAAAUUAUAAUAAUAUUAAUACCUACUAUACUGCUACUACUACUACCACUACUAAAAAUAAUAAUAAUAAUAAUAAUAAUAAUAAUAGUAAUAUAUUAUAUAGUACUCGAAAAAAAUUUGUACUUUUGUAGAUCACAGUUAUAAUAUAACUUCUUAUUUUUGAGUGUAUAUUCAAGUGUGACGCAUUGUAUAAUAUAUUGUGUUUAGACAGUUUAGACCAGAAGUCGGCAACCCGCGGCCCACAGGUCGCAUGUGGCCCGUGAAGCGAGUUUAUUCGGCCCGCGAUUACAAUUUAGAAUAAGUAUAAAAAUUUGGAAUACCACAUUCUGUAUUUAUGUUAAUUUUUAAACUGUAAAUAAAAUAAAAUGUAUGGCCCGUGAAAAUUUUUUUUUUAAUUUUUUGGGCUCUGACACCAAAAAGGUUACCGACCCCUGGUUUAGACGAUUAUAAUUUUAACAUAGUAUACUGCAGUCGUUAACGUUUACCGAGUAUGAUAUAAAAUAUUGGUACAGCAAGAUGUUGUAACCGUGACAAUGAUUAUCCGCAAGAAGUUCUUAAAAAUAUUUUUGUGAAGUUCUUUAAUAUAUUUGUAACUGCGAUAUAAUAAUAGUGUUGUUAGAUGCAUAUAUAGUAAAUUACAACAAUGAUGGUAUA